UCCUUAUCAGCAAAAUAUAUCGUUUUACAUUUAAUCCAAUGUCCAAUCGUGCUCUUAAAAAGUUUCUCAUUGAUAAGGGAUUUGAAGAUUUUCAAAAUCAAAAUAUUGUUAUAAAUGAAAUUGAAGCCCACAUAAAUAGCGAUAAUCAGAUUAAUCCAUUUGAUAUGUUAGAUGAUGAUAAAGAUGUGGAGAAAGUAAAUUAUGAGAAUGAGAAAGCUAUGAAUUCUGCUCUAUCACCAAAUGAAAAAAACAAUCCAGCUAUUAAAAUCAAGAAAAAGAAUAAGAAAAAAUCAAACAAAAAUCUUAUUCAUAAAAUUGAGAAUAAUUAUAUUGAAUCUGAUUUAUUACAAUAUAUACCAGUAAAUAGUUAUACAAACAAUAUUUGUGGGAUAGAUAUGAGAAAUUUGAACCCAGAAACUGAAAUGAAAAAAAUCUUUGGAAAACUAAUAUAUGAAAAUGAUACUAUCAAUGGGAGGAAAAAGAAAUAUAGAUAUGCUUACACAAAAAUGAAAUUAAUAAAAACAAAAGCCAAUUGGGUUCCAAUAUCUAAAUUAGGUUUAACUAUGGUAGAAAUCGAAAGUUUAAAUUCUGAUGGAAUCUUACACUUUUGUUUCAAACAUUCCACAAUCUACCAGAUAGUCCAACAAGCUUUUUGCGCCCUUGUCUCUGCCUUUGAUCAAAAUGGGUUAAUGGAAUUGCAUAGAGAUCAUCCAUAUCACAUCGAUACCCUUAUUCAACUCAGUAUAACAUUUGCAAUGCACGAGGAAUAUGAAUCUGCCGCUCUUCUAAUAGAACAAGCUAUUUACGCAAUGGAAUCAAAUUUCCACUCGAGAUUUAAUCUGACCGAUCAAAAUAUUCGCCUUGAAUACAAAUACCGGGAAAAUAGAUGUUUUCAUAUAGCUCUCUUUUACCACGCUCUAAAUCAGAAUCACAGUGGAUGCUCAAGAACGGCUUUGGAAAUCUGUAAAUUGAUGUUAAACUUAGAUGAUCAGGAUCCAUUGGCUAUUUUACUGAUGAUAGACUAUUUAGCUCUCAAAAGCAAGGAAUACACAUUUCUUAUACGAUUUUACAAUCAUUAUCGAACCAAAUUCAACCUUGACGUACUACCCAAUUACUGCUUCUCGGUUCCUCUGGCUUAUAAACUUUGCCAUAUUGCAACUUUGCAAGCGACUAGCCACGUUAAAACCAACAAAAAUAAGAAAAAAAACAGAUCGGCAAAUGAAAUCGAUAUUAACGAAGGAAACUUGGAAGUUACUGCCGAAAAGAUGUUGAAAGAAGCUAUCUUCAAAUUUCCCAAGUUAUUUUUCGAAUUGCUUUCUAAGUGCGGGAUUGACCCGGAUAAUUUUUGCCAAACCAUAAAAUCGGACGUUUUCGAAAAAUUUUACCAAACCUCUAGGCGUAAAAAAUUGUCACCCCUGCUUGAGAAACUUGUGAAUAGAUACUCGAACCUAUGUCAUCCUUUAUGGAAACAAAAUGGCGGCAUUCAUGAAGCAGACGAUUUUUUACUUCUCGAUUGGAUGACGAAUGUUGUGGCAAACGAUCCAAAUGCUUUCAUCACAGAUUAUAAUUUUAAAAUUAAUAAUAUUCGUAAUAAUGAUGGAGUUUUUGGAAAAAUUAAUAAUUUAAUAUCGUCUAUCCCAUCUUUUUAUUCGUCUGCUCAAAAAUUUGAUCCAAGCAGAGAUGAAUCACGAGAUAAAAUAAUAGAUGUUCCUACAACUUCGUCAAAUAACAUACCCUCAUCUACCAUAUCCAACUAUAGAUCAACUAUAAGUGGUAAUGAAAUAUCUCUCUCUUUCAUGAAUUUGAACCAAAUAUCACCAGAUAUACAUUUUACAGAUAAUUUGGGCCUCAUAAAAUCUGAUGAAACAUCUUCGGAUUCUAUCUCUUCCACUAUUUUUAAUAUAUACGAAUCUACCGAAGUUCCUUUGAAUAUUUGCCGUCAUUUUUUGUUACUAACUCAGUAUCACAAUCAGUCAAGCGAUCAAACCGAGGGCAAGAUAUUCCCCAUCCUUCCUUAUGUUAAUUACCCGUCUGGAAAUGUAUGUAACUAUGAUCCCUUUCCACCGCCCAACGGCAUUUCAGCUUAUGAUUGCAAGCCUUCCGAUUACAAUUUUAACGAUAACUCUCAUCCUUUAAAUCGCAAUAAUCAUACCAACUAUACCCUAGACCAUAUUGGAAAUCAUAAUAAUAAUGGAAGAGGCGGAGAGAAUUUCAGUAUGGGCGAACUGGUUGAUCUUUUGGGGGGAUUUGUAACCUCUUUAUCUCCUUUUAGUGAUUCACUGCGUCAAAAUUCUGACUCAGCUGUCGAUAAUCCCAAUCUAUCUACACAGGCAAAUUUACCAUCGCACAUUGAUUCCAAUUCACUGGGUGAUAUUCUUCGAUCUGUUAGAAGUUACAUAACACAUAUAAAUACAGAUCUUAAUGCUGUUACGUCUUCAAAUGUUGUCCCUCCAACAAAUACUGUUUCAAAUUCCAAUGACUCAAAUAGAAAUUUAACAAAUAUAGGGUCUGAAAAUGACAAUAGCGAACAAAAUAAUGAUUCUCCUAAUCAUAAUUUAAACAUUGCAAAUCAAAAUAUCACAGGAGAGACUAAUGAUGAAGAGGCAUCAAAUAAUGAAAACAAUGCAUCUUCAUUUGGUAUAGAGACUAUAGCGCAGGGUUAUGCAAAGCCUGGAGCUAAAUAAAUGCAGAAAAAAAAUUAUUUAAUUUAUUUAUUAAUAAAAUUUACUAAAAUAUUAUUUUACAUCUGUUCAAUUGAAAUAAAUUAAACCCAGUGUAUUAUCUAUU
Gordionus sp. m RMFG-2023 is the source of this 2787-nucleotide messenger RNA. RefSeq lists its product as uncharacterized. Lineage: Eukaryota; Metazoa; Nematomorpha; Gordioida; Chordodea; Parachordodidae. The transcript has 15 exons. Gene Ontology annotation, cellular component: RQC complex. The record is from RefSeq and is a predicted model, not a curated record. The coding region runs from base 39 to 2684 and encodes 881 amino acids.